CUUUUUGCACGUAAAUAGACUGAGAGCAAUCCUUGCCAGAGCAAUGUACGCAGCAGAUAUUAUCACACCUGCCAACGCGAGACACAUACAUUCGCGCACGUGUCGCUCGCGUGCAAUUGUGCGUAUACCAAUGGUGCUAAACAGCUUGUCCAUGUUAAGGGGUGUGCCAUCUGCACACACAUCGACACACACAGACAACCCCCUUCCCCCCACCCACCCCCCACCACAGCCACAUAGAUACCUUUGAGCAUACGCAGCACGCGCACACGGGGAGCAUUAACCUGCACACAAUACGCACGCACACCCACCAAAGAUAUCUUGUGUUGUCUUCUCGCACAUGCGUACAUUUCUCAGCAGUAGGUGCACAGCGUAUGACAGCACCCAGUAGACGAAGAAUAUCGCCAGCAGUAUGAAGGGGCUCGCCAGCUCAAAUACGUACCUGCCCACACACACACACAUUUCUGCAGAUGGACGAUGUGUGUAUACGGACCGUCUCUCGAAUGUGUUGACGCCGAUGCACGAGAUGCGUAUAAAGGAAAAGUCCAGGAGAAAGACGUUCAGGUACCGGAAAUAUGCCGAGAAAGACAGCGGCCUGCACGUGUGUACACAUCCCCUCUCUCUCUCUCUCUCUGUGCUUGGGUAUGGGUGUCUCUCCAUCGUACCAUUGCACGGCAUAGGAGUUGUAAGCGACGCCCAGCUGCUGUAUGAAGUUGAGCGUGAGCCCCAGAGACAGAGACACGAUCGAAGUCACAGUCGUACGCCUGCACACACGUACGCGUGUCUCUCUGCGUGUGCGUGUCUGUGUGUGGCUUGGUACGCGGUGAAUUGCGAGUUGAUGGCGACGUAGAAGGCGCCGCACAAGAGGGUGACCGCAAAGAGGAACAGCAGGGGCGUCGUAUACCCUGCACCCACACACCCACACGUCUGCGUGCCGCGUGUGUAUGCAUUCGUACAAACCAUUGGUCGUGUUGCACUCUGUGCACGGCCCUGCACACACACAAAUGGCACUCAUGAAUGUCCAUCUUGCACACAUACCGGUGUUUUGGGCGUCGACGGAUCCCCGUUUGCACACCCCGCAUGCACGGCCCUCUCGAUUGGCCGCACACGUGUCAGCCAGGCCACCUACACACACACAUAGACAAAAAGAGGGAGAAAGAGGUGGCUGCAGGUACAUGACUUAAUAGACGGGUGUGAGGCACCCACCUGGGCAAGCACCGAUUGGCUCGCAUUGGUAUAUCUCGUAGCCAUUAAAAGCCGCCUGUGUGUGUCAGUCAAUUCAUGGAUUGAUGGAUGGUAUGUAUGUAUAUGAUCUGUGCGGGCAGACUGGUGCGUACCACGUCUCUUUCUGAAAUGGGUGACGCCCAGUAGCCCGACAAGACGAGAGGCAGCUGCACGGGCGCCGGUACACACACACAAGUGGGUGGCCGUAUGUGCACGGUGCAUACCUCUUUUCCCCCAGUGCAGUUGUGUCCAUCCCCCUCUCGGCACGUCACACACUGCUCAGUCUCCCUGCACACACACAACACCCAACAAACCCCUGGGUGCUUGCGUUUUCAACAGGAUGUCUUACCGACCGGUUGAAGUACUGCCCCUCGUCACAUGUACACUCCGCCACAUCAAUCGCGCCAUCGCGUGUGGUGGUGAGUGUGGGGGGGCAGUCAGUGCAUUGAGGUGACCGGCCGACUGACGGCUGGUAAGAGCCCUGUUCGCACCGCGUGCAGAGGCCGGUGACCUCGUUGAAUGAGUAACCUUUCUGCAUACAUACAAUACGCAGAGAGAGGGAGAGAGAGGUAGGCGUGUGCAAUGCGCGAGAGAGGGGGGGAGGGAGGAGGGUUACCAUGCACAGGCAUUGGUCGAUGCUGGUGGCGUUCUCGGCUGUGGCGCGGCCUUCCCCCGGACACUGAUCGCAACCCUGUCAGCGGAUGCAUGCACUUAUACAUGCACGCAUACGCGUUUGUGUGUGUCCGUGUGUGUGUGUGUGUGUGUAUACGCGAUUGGCGGCUUCUUGUUUGUAGGACCCGCUAGGGCACGACACACAACGAGACAGAUCGGGUGAGGGCGAUCGACCGGGUGAGCAGACACACUGGACGCCGCCUCGACCUCCUUCUAAUAACUUCUGUACAAAUCUACUCACACACAGAAAGACAUGCUCUUCGAAGGCAACAUGCUCACAAUGUGUGUGUAGAUAUGUACCCCUUUUCUUGGUCACAUAUGCAGUCUGUGGCGUCAGUGGAUGCUUCGCUAAGCGUGAUGGUUGACCCGUCACUCGUGCAUGGCGUGCAGGUCGUGUUGCCUGGAGGGCCACACAGAGACAUGCACGUGCUGAUGGUCGUAUGUGUUGGUCAAUGUGCUUUUGGUAGUGAUGGUGGUGGUGGUGGUGGGUGCUGUGCACACCAGCUUGUGUCUUGUAGAAGCCGACUGGACACGGUGCACAUCUAUCUUGAUUCCCAGAAAUGGCAUACCCUUUCGCACAGACCUGCAUACACACAGACGCAUUUUGUAUGAUACAUGCGCAUCUCUAUGUGUGUGGAAUUAACUCCGUCUGUCUGUGCAUCCCUCACACAUUCAUCUCGCUCCCGCGCCCCGGCGUUCUCGAUCGUCAUGUUGGUGGGACAGCGCAGACGGUCGUUGCCUUCAGGGCAGUAGAAGCCGGGCGUGCACCUGUGCAUGCACAUGGAAAAGAACGCCGCUUCUUUGCGGGAAUGUGUGCUUGUGUGCUCAGACGUGCCUUAUGCAUGUGUCGUUGUUGCCGUCUUGAUCGAGGAAGUAUCCGCUCACACACACGCACAUUGCCUCGCUCGACGCGCCAGGUGUGUGCGUCGUUCUGAAAAAACACACGGUGAGGGGGACAGAGGAUGAACGCCCUGAGUGGGUGGAUGGCUACCUGAAUGCGCCACAUGAGCCACAGGCGCUGUCGCUCACAGAGGACUUGUACAGACUCUGCAGGCGCGUACAUUUGUGUGUUGAGGUGCAUGUCUGGGUGUGCGACGUACCUUCGGGCACAUUUCGCAUCGGUCGUCCGUCAGCAGCUGAUACCCAGCGUCACACUUGCACUGCAUCCAUGUCGAGAUACACACGCACCCGUAAAUGGAUGGAUGGAUGGACGCAUGUAUAUAUGUACACACAUGCCGACCUCUCUCUGCGACUGUGCGCCCUCUGUUUCUGUUGAGCGGUUUGCCGCACACGGCGUGCAAUUGUACAGACCUGCACGCGUAUGGAUGGAUGUGUUCGAUUACUGUGUUUGCGUGGCGGUGUGGGUACCGUCCAGGUCGCUGCUCGUCUGCAGUCGGUAUCCGCCGCGAGAGCAGGGCUCACACGAAGUGCCAUUGGCAGAGGCACGCAUCCCUACACACACCACCGAACGCACAAAUGCACUUGUGGAUGUACGCCUUUGUGUGGUGCAGGGAUACAUACCAGCAGGGCAUCCGACGAAGAGAGACACGCUCGUGUUGGUGGAGCCCUCUAUAUUGUAAGCGGACACAGUGUACCUGCACACACACACACACACACGGGAGGCCAUCCGUGUCUCCCUGGUUGCAUGCACAUACGUACGUCUCCAGGGGGGCCGCUUUGCCUGGGGUGCCCUCGAUGAUGCCGCGAUCGCUGAUGCGCAGACCUAUUUGUGUGCACACAGACUUGUGGAGAGAUUGGAAACAUGUGGAUGUGUGUACCGUGUGGCAGCAUUGAGUUUACAGCCCAUCCCUCGAGGACGCUCUCGGUGCUGGCCAGGGUGGGCAUGGCCAUGAAGGGCGCGUUCAGGGGGAUGUACUGCGACGGCUGCGGUAUGCAAACAAUGCACCGUUCGCCUCUGUGUGUGUGUAUGGGUUGUUACUGUGUGCGUGUGGGUGGGUGUGUACUUGAAUGGAUGGGUAGAAUAGGUUUGCAGGGGCGCCAACGACGCUGAAGACACGACCCACCUGCCAAUACACACACAGAGGGGGACAUCCACAGACAUAAAAACGGCACAUAUCCAUGCAUGAAGGCCUGCGUGGAUGGCUGCACACCUCUGAUUGAUGCGGCUUGCCAGAAGAGGGAUUGACAGACCUGCAGCCAACCAAUCAACCCACCCAUCCACAUGACCAGCCGGGUGGAUCAUAUGAAUAGGCACACCAGCACACGUGGAACUCCCCCUGCUGCGCUAUCUUGACACCCUCAAACGCCAGAAAUGUGCCGCCACCUAAAGACACACAAAGACACACACAAACACACACAAUUACGCAUACGCGAAUACAUAUGUGUAAGGCCUUGUGUGCACACACCGACCGAUAGCUCGUGUGGGCGCCUGCACGAUGGCCGGGUCGUUGUGUGUGGGCAUGGCCGAGCAGGGGGUGGAUGCGUUGACGAUCACCACACCAGAGGACGGCUGCAAACCCCACCCCCCGAUUGUCAGAGUGAACUCCUGCACACACACACACACACACACAUACAGAGUGAGAGAGAGAGACAUGUGUGUAUAUUUAUAUGGCCUUGCCUGUCCGAUUCUAGCACUGAAUCGGUGCGUGUCCUCUGGCCCGCUCACAAUGAGACUCCCAACCUGCACACACGAUUUUGCGCAAACGUGUCACGUAUACAAAUAAAUACACACAUACAUACCGUCUGUGUGAAUUGUUCUGGCUGAUCGCAGCUAAGGUAGCCGGCACACAUGCAGAUGCGAUGCACGCCUGCACGUGUGGCCACACCCAGGUCGAACGCCACUCGUGUGCGGGAAGGCGUGAGUGAUGAUGGGUCGGCUCUUGCUGGGUUGGUGGCGAUGUCAGACACAGAAGAGGCUGCCGGAUCCCCACAACCUGCUCCCAUGAAUGUGCAGACACAAAUGGAGGCAUAUUCGCGUACACACACAUACAGAUGCGCACGCACCUGCAAGUGUGUCGAUGAUGCGGAUCGCGUCAUUGGCAGUGAGCUCCACCCCGGUCGCACUGAGAGUGCAGUUGUAGGCGCGGACACACUCCUGCGCCGCCAUCUCUACCCACAGAUACACAGACACACAUAUCUAGAUGAACAGAUCGAAGAUCCGUCACAUGCAAACCAUCGACGCCCACAACGCGCAGAGAGCCUGUCGGCAUGCUGCUCUGGCCUGCAAACAGGUAUGGAUCCACACAACCUUUUCUUUGCUCGUGUGCAUUAGUUACAUUGGUCUUGGUCAUCGACUCUGCUGACGCACGCGCAUAGCUGAAAGACACCUCGGGUGCUGGGCGACCCUGCACACACACAGACACACACACACACACACACACAGACAUACACACACACGUCUACAUGUAUGUAUGUGCGCCUGUGGCAGAGAUAUGCGUAUCCACCGGCACCGACCGAGAUCGUAAGUAACACGCGUUUUGCCGCCCUGAUUGACGUAGCCGAGCGGCAGAUGUGACGACACAGAGGCCCCCUGCCCGCACACGGAGCCUACGAGACGGAGGAAGCUGUAUGUGUGUGUAUGCGCGUGUCUCUCCUACUUUCUUUUUGUCUCUCAUACUGGCCGGAAGGGAUGACUUGCAGUGCGUCAGGUGGUCGAUCGCUCUGCUGUGUCAUCUGCAGAUACUCGUCGUAGCCAUACCGCCAGAACGACACACUGCAGGGCACAUUCCUGCACAACAAAUUAGACACACACACACACACACACACACACAGUGGGUUUGUAUGUGUGUUUGCGUGUAUGUGGCAGACGUGUACCGAGUGCAGUUGAAUGGUGCCGUCUGCUGUUGUCCUUCUUGGUCUGUGAGGGCGUAUGCGUGGCAAACCACUCGCAGAAACACCUCUUGGCUGCCGUCCACCGACACAUACGCGAGAGACGGCGGCACGGCAGUGGGGAAGGCCGCUGACGCGAUGAAGACACUCGUGCCGUCAUCAAUCUGCCAUCUCCAUGUCGUCUCGUUCAGCACAACCCGCAUGGCGCCAUCCUGAAAACAGAAACAGGAGAGAGACACAGCAAUGAAGAUUUGUAUGGAUGCACUUACCUGUGUCGCAAAAAGCCCAUUACUCUGACGGUAGUACAACGCCUCUAGCCGAGCGAAGUCACCAUCAGUGGGUGUGGACGUCCCGAACUGCUCCUCAUUCAACACAUGCACCGACACCACAGGACACCCCCCCAGCACCAGCAGCCUGCCCCCGCCGAUCGUGUACUCAGCAGAGAGGGAACAGCCUGUCCGGGACGCGCAGUAGCACAAACGCACCUCUCCCUCUGACACGCCAAUGGCACCGAAAUCGAGGCCGACGGCAUCUGCUGUGAGGGAGGUGCCUCGAGCGGUUGCCAGGGGGACAGAUAGAGGGGAGCCGCACUCAGCUUCUCCAUCUGUGAGCAUCGCUCUGUGUCCUUCAUCGAGACCGAUCCCGGUCAGCACCACAGAGCACUCACGUUCCUGCCCAGAUAGGCAUAUCGCAUCCACAUAGAGCCGCACACCUCUUAUCUGCAACUCUCCCACAAUGCGUGGAGGGUCGAACAGACAACUCUCCCCGUUGUCAAAGCAGAAACACACAUCGAAGAUGCCAGGCUGUGAAGGCACCCCGAGGUCAAAGGCGAGGGAGUCGAUCAGCGUGUUUUGUGGGUCAGGCACGGCGGAAGACGACACGUGAACCGCCUUGGCAAAGAGAGAGGGGAAGGGCGAGCACUCUGGCUGCUCAGAUGAGGGCAGGGACACGGCCACGGCGUCUAGGCUGCCUGAAAGGAAUGUCCCUGAGACGUCGAAUCGGCAGGUCUGCCCGACGGAACACCUAAACUGGUGGUUCUCCUCUGCCAGUUUAACCACAUAAAACGUCCCAAGCUCCUUUCUGUAAGCCGUGAAGGUGUCGCAGUCACCACCAGGAGCAUCAGGUCCGCCUGCAUAGCAGUAGCAGAGUGUGUAUUCCCUGGGUGUGGCGAAGGCCUUUACAUCCAGCACAACCUCGACUUGCGAGAAAGAGACGGCAGAUGGAGACACGGGGUUGGCAACCAGCCCGCCGAAAUAAUCGAACCCGUAUGUCUCAUCAAUACACGACUCCGCCACACGCAGAUUGGUGGCCUUGAUGCGGUCAGCUGAGGUGAGGUCAUACCCAGACACGCGGACAAGGCAGGUUUCUCCCUGCACACAUACAGGGGGGCGGGAGAAGGCCUCUGCACCGUAGAGAGUGAGGAAAGCGAUAGGACCGGCGGACGUGGGUGUGCAUAUGGGUCGUCUGCCGGAUUUGUCGCGCCAUGAAGUGUCUUCUGGGGAGAGCACCAGAAAUGGAGCCAUACCUGCAGACACACACAUGAGACAUGGCCGACCAAGCUUCCAUGUCUUCAGGUUGUGUUUGUGCGGCUACCUGUGGUCUCGAUGGUGACGUCAGCAGACCACCCCUGCUCACAAGGGAAGGUCCCUCCGCCCUCCAGCCCGCCAUACCCACCAUAUUGCCCUUCCCCUGUUUCCCCUCCACUCGUGAAGGAAAACUCUACUGCAAACGAGACACGUCUCUCCCCUGCCUGCCUGUCCGUGAACAGCACUUCCUGCUGUGCAUCGAAAAACCGCACGGUUGUAAAACCAUCAUUGACGUGCACAGACGCGUGCGCAUGGAAGACAGUGCGUGUGCCGAAAGAUGGGGCCACGUGCAGAGGGCCGACCGAGUCGACCAGUGCGUUGAAAACCGUGCCAUUCCCCCACUGCACGAAAAUGGUGGCGUUGUGGCGCAGGACACCCUCACUCUCACCGCCCACACACAUGACGACAGCAUGGAAGCGGGCGAAGGCGAUCAAAGAGGGGUGGGCAAAGGGAAAAGGCAAAGGGUAGACAAGCCCACCCCCAUCAGUGCACGUGUCUGCACCCGUCUCUCCCAGAACGAUCCUCUCUUCCCAGCCCAUUUUCAUCUCAAUCGGCCCAACAUGACACACAGAGGUGUCGGUGUUGGUGCACGCAAACUCGUCUCGCCACGGAAAGGCCGUAGGCAGCUCUGACCGAUUGGAUGGGCGGAAGACCACCAAGGGGUCCCUCCACCUCUCUCCCAACUCUGUCGCAUAGCAGACGACGCCAAUCUCCUCAUUUGUGCUGCUCUUGCCACCAUCGAACGGGAUAAAAAUAUCCGCACCCUCGGCAUCAGAGAGGGUGAGAGACACGCCUUGUUGCGUGAUGGUGGAUGGGGAGAUUGAUGGAAGGGCGGAUAGCGGAAGUGAGAGGCAGGAGACGGCCAUGGGUGGUCGGUCCGUGCGGAUGCGGGCGGACGGGGGGAGGGCGAGAGAGGGGAGCUCGAUGGUCAACACGGGGGGAAAGCCGUCUGCAGGAAGGGAAAGAGAGAGGCACAGAGCCCCCAGCAUGGUGUCUGUGUGUGGUGCGUGUGUUGGUACCUUCAUUUCGACAGGCGAUGCUCACGUAUUCCGUCCACUGCUGUGCGUCAUUCCUCCAACCUACACUCGCAUGCGGGCCAUUCUCAUCACCGAUCUGCUCCACCAGACACGAUCCCCCACCCCCACUGUCCUUGUCUCGGACACACCACUUGCCCUCUCCUUCGCCGAAGACCAUCUCGUACUGGCCUUUGGUGUACACACGGGUGUCUGUUGUGAGUGUGUACGUGCCGUCCAGCUGUGGGUUUGAGAAGCCGUAGGUCCACAGAUAGGGACAGAGCAGCGGGGAGGGACAUUGCGUGCUGGAGGUGGGUGAGGGAGCUGGGCAGGCGGAAGAGCUGCAGGUACGUUUGUGCAGAGACAAAGAAACACACGUGUGUCUCUGGAUGGUUUUGUGUGUGUGUCGGCUUACUUGGUCCAGAAGUUGGUGCACGCAUGACACGAAUCGACGAAAGACCUGAGAGAGACACACACUUACACUUGUGCAUCGGUAUUGGCCGCCCACCUUUCGUCGCAGCAGUCGUUGCCAUCGAAUGAAAACGACUUGAACAGGCACACGUCGUCACACACGCCGUCGCCAAUCAUAUACGGAUGGCACAGCACUGCACAGACACACAGAUGGAUGCCCAUGGACGUGCGCACGUCCACGCAUGCACGGACACAAACAUACCAGGUCUGUUCAAUCUGCAGAGCCCACAGCUCUCCUGGCAGUUGGUCAAAGCCUCUCUUGCAUGGGGACAUUCGUAGCACCUAGAGGGAUCGGCUGCAAACCUGCAUGAUGUGUGCUUGGAUGGACGCAUAGACGCUUCCAUUCAUUCUGCGUUUCUGGGUACCAUUCGCACGUGUGGCCAGUCGUAGCAUCGACCCAGUCGUGGACAUCCCCACACUCGGGCACUGAUCACACCCAUACACAAGGUGCAUACAACGACAGGAAUAUGCGUUUUCUUCCUCUCUACCGAAUAGGAACUCCUCGGAGUUUGACGCACGGCUGGGCAGGCCGUUUGCAUCGACAACUCCCGUGCCCUCUCGUAUGUGUAUCGACACUCUUGUGUAUGCCAGUGCCUGUCAUGCCCACACACAAACAGACACAGACGGAAGAUGCACACCUCCCUGUGUAUGUACGUUACGUGGAUCUCGAUGGCAUAUCGCCUCCGUGAGUUGGCGAAUGGCUCGAUGGAGACGAUACUGCCAUUCUCCAAAGCCACAGACGAUUCAGUGAAAUUCUGCGCACCCACAAACAGCACUGUUGCGUGUGGGCAGCUGGCAGCUGGUUCACUUGCUUUGUCACGCACAUAAACGGCCUCGUUGUAAGUGACGUUGAUGCGUAUUGGGUACUCGUCGGUGAUGGACUGACCAAGGGGAGCGAUCGAGGGUACUGGAGGAGUGGUGUCUGCAUGGAUACAAGAAUAGACACAUGUGUGUACGCCUCUGCGUGUGUGUGGCGCACCCACCAUUCCACCAAGAGACACGUGCUGAUGGGGCUGAGACAGACAGACAGACAGACAAAGAUGCGUGUGUGGCGGACGUACGUGGAUGGAUGGAUGGAUGAAUGGAUGCACACAUAUCAUACCUUUGAUCCACAGCUUGACUUCGUUGACGUACGCCACUUCACCCGUGGCCUUCAACAACGGGCCGGGGAUCGCUGCACACACCCACAGAUGGAUGGAUGGAUGGAUGUGUCUGCGUGGACAGAUAUAUGUACCUGUCAGCUCAGAAUGUCCAACCACGUAUGCCCUCUCGUCUGCAGAGCCCAACAUCACAAGGGAUCGGUUGUCGCCCAUCUGCAUGGAUGACAGAUGCGUGCAUCACUUGUUUACGGGAGAAUAUGUGUGUGUGUGUGUGUGUGCGUGUGCGUGUGUAUAUACCUGCAGGCCACCAAAAACAUAUUCCGUGCUGCUGUCAUGCUGGACACUUUGCGCGUCUUGUGCAAAGGGGGGUGAGGACUGCCGCCACGUGAGGGAAUCGAACUCCUGAUUACACAUGACGUGUGAGUGUAUGUGUCUCCGUGUAUGUGUGUGUGUGCGUACUGUAUUAGGCCAUUCCAUCAGGAAUGUGUAGACGCCCGUCUGCUCGUCCCGCAAAUGCUCCCAAUCCACAGUGUCCAU
Messenger RNA from Vitrella brassicaformis, 10389 nucleotides. NCBI's taxonomy places the organism in Eukaryota, Vitrellaceae. The record is from the annotation of a GenBank genome assembly.